Messenger RNA from Phytophthora nicotianae INRA-310, 549 nucleotides. RefSeq lists its product as hypothetical. The transcript has a single exon. The record is from RefSeq and is a predicted model, not a curated record. Gene Ontology annotation, molecular function: transcription coregulator activity. NCBI's taxonomy places the organism in Eukaryota, Oomycota, Peronosporomycetes, Peronosporales, Peronosporaceae. Bases 41 to 439 code for a protein of 132 amino acids. Gene Ontology annotation, biological process: regulation of DNA-templated transcription.
UAGGACGUGACUGAGCAGCUACACCCACGUUACAAUAACCAUGAGUUUCGCGUUGAACGUGACUGUACCGAUGGCGCACGACGCACGCUACUUCGACAAUAGUUGGCUGCAGAUUGGUCAGGACCUUCGCACACAGCGCUGGAAGAACGUGGUGAACAUCGACCGUAUGCUGCGCAACCACCAACCGCACGAGGUGCUCACUCACGUGGAGCAAAACACCAACUGGAGCGCCAAGACGUUCACGUUGGCGCUCAAGGUAGAACGAAUUAUCUUUGAGGCUGCGACCUCACGAGAGAGCUACCUAGAUGAGAGCACGCUGCGUGCUCGUGUUACCCAGGUAUCGCGUCGGCUCAUCGAUCUACGCAAGCGCAAGAAUAUGGUCAAAUUCGGCAUCCGCUUACCGCGCCAGUUCAUGGUUGCCAAGCGUCAACGACAUUGAGCGUGACAACGGCACCGAACCACUUAGGUAGAUAGCUCCGCUGACACUGUACAGGAAUUAUUUAGUUCACGUAGCUCUGAAAACUAUUAUACUUAAGUAAUAAAUAAGUG